AAAAAAAAAGAAAAAAUAAUUUCUUAUUAAUACCCUUUGUUUUUUUUUGUUUUUUGUUUUUUUUUUGACGAUCUAUCUUGUUAAUUGGAUCCAAAUUUUCAAUUAAUUAGAUCCAAAUUUUGCUUAAUCUCAAAACGCGUGCAUGCAACUAUGCAAGACCAUUUCGAUUCAAUUAACUCAUUCUUUAUUUCCUAACUUACGAAUUAAUCAACCAAUGAUAGAGAUAGUGCGGGCACAACCAACGUGCAUUUUAUAAAAAUAGAUAUUGGUUCAUCUUUAUUAUUGAGUGCAUAUAAAGAUAAAAAUGCAUUGGAUCAAAUUAUUACGAAGUAUUAAAUACAUAAAUCAUUAAACUAUUCAUCGCUUAAUUUCUGCCCGAUAAUCCACGGCAUUACUUAUCAAAAAUUAUUACUAGUAGUUUUAAUGAAAUUAAUCAGCUGUUUUUUUCUUUUCUUUUUUUUUUAUUAUAAUUUUUGAUACAGAUAAUAUGAAUUUAACCAGCUAAAUAUUAAACAAUUCAUCUUUCUCCCAAAAUAUUAUUUUUUUCGUUAAUAACCAAACCGACGUGAGCUCUCCAAAAAAACAGUUAGAAUAUUUUGCUCCUUUUGAUAUGGAUCUCCAAACUCAAACACAGAGAAUCAUAAGCCUAUAUACACCUACCAAUUCUAUCACCAUAAAAAAACAUGCCUAUAUUUUGUCAUUUUUCAUUUUAAUUGCCAUAAUAAUUUUUGCAAUAUCAAAUAUCAUAAACCCUUAUGAUCUCCAAUACCUUCGUUACUAUUCUCCUUUUCAACAAAAACUACAAACUUGUGACUAUUCCAAUGGAGAAUGGGUGUGGGAUGAGAACUACCCUUUUCAUAGCUACGACGAGAGUUGCCGGUUUCUCGAUCCCGGGUUCCGGUGUCAUCAGAAUGGACGUGCUAAUACAAGCUUCCGUCAUUGGCGAUGGCAACCUCAUGGGUGUGAUCUUCCUAGAUUCAAUGCAAGUGAUUUUCUAGAGAGAAGCAGGAAUGGAAGGAUAAUAUUCGCCGGAGAUUCGAUAGGUAGAAACCAAUGGGAGUCACUAUUAUGCAUGCUAUCAACCGGAGUUUCAAACAAAUCAUUAAUAUAUGAAGCAAAUGGAGUUCCUAUAACCAAGCACAAAGGCUAUUUCUCAAUGAUAUUUCAAGACUUCAACUUGAGUGUUGAGUAUUACCGUGUCCCCUUCCUUGUACGACUAAGCCGUCCACCACCUAACUCGCCAGGACAAGUACAUGGAGCUAUUAAGGUUGACAAGCUCCACUGGUGGUCGGAGAAAUGGCCAGGAGCAGAUGUUUUCGUCUUCAAUAAUGGUCACUGGUGGAAUGAGGCGAAAACUAUUGGGUCGGGCAUUUACUUUCAGGAAGGAGGGGUUGUAAAUAUGACAAUGGAUUACACGGAAGCUUUUCGAAGGUCGAUGAGGACACUAAAGUCAUGGGCAGAAGAGAAGUUAAAUUCACAAAGAAGCCACAUUUUUUUCCGAAGCUAUGCUCCAGUUCAUUACAGGCACUGCACUUAA
Molecule: messenger RNA, 1537 nt
Organism: Chenopodium quinoa (quinoa)
Lineage: Eukaryota; Viridiplantae; Streptophyta; Magnoliopsida; Caryophyllales; Amaranthaceae
Product: protein trichome birefringence-like 8
Exons: 3
Coding region: 611-1537 (308 amino acids)
Cellular component (GO): Golgi apparatus
Molecular function (GO): O-acetyltransferase activity
Source: RefSeq, a predicted model, not a curated record